AUGAAACUCUUUUUUGUGCUACUACUACAUGUGUUGUUGUCUGUAUUGCUGUUAACACAUGAUCGAGUAUAUGCACUUUGUCCAGCCAAUGGAAAUACACAUGUUAUCUAUAUUACUUCUAAUAUGGGUAAUAACAUUUGGGCCUUUGAUACUGUCGGUCAUUACAUUGGAACCGUACUCAACAAGAGCUCUUUUCCAUUUGCAGUGGACAAACUGCGAGAUAUGAAGUUUGGACCGGACAAUCAUCUCUAUAUCAGUAGUGCACGAGGACAAUACAGUCGUAUCUUUGCUGUUUCUGGAAAUGGAUUAUUAAAUGGUACACUAAAUGAGAAUUGUACACGUAAUUAUAUCUUUACAGUAACGAAGCAAAGUUCAGAUAAUCCCUUCUUGGAUCACCCCUAUUCCAUGGCCUUUCACCCAGAGGAUGACUCUCUCUUUGUAGCCAAUCAAAAUUCUGUUACAGUUACAAGGUAUAUACGAGUGGAUAAAGGAAAGAAAAAAUAUCCAGAAUGGAUUCCUAUUGAAAAUAUGAAAUCUGCAUUAUCAAAUGAAUCAUCUUUACCAUCUAUGUCUGUACCAGUGAAUAUACCGAAUAAUGCUGGAUUAUUUGCAUCUUCAUGGAGUAGUGCCUAUUUUAUGGCAUCUGUUCGUGGUUUAACACUAUCCCCAUUACUUCCAAGAGCAUUAGUGGAACAGGCCGCACCUGCGGGUUGGUUUGCCACUGAAAGAAAACUUCUUUCUUACUAUGUACUUGUAUGUGAUAUGGCCACAGAUCAGGUGCAUGUAUUUAUAGAUCAAACAGGUGAACAUGUCUUUUCUCUUCCUGUUCCAUCACCUGUUCAGGUUCUCUUUCCUUCACGUUUUCAAAAAGAUGUAGAAACCCCAGCUUCCUAUUUUGAAGUUCCUCAUGUAUAUGUAACGAGUAAAGAAGAUGGAAUGACGUAUUUAUUACCAUUUGUCGCCCCACCUCAACAAUCACAACAAAUACAACCACAAGAACAACAAGAACAAGGUGAAAUAGAUGGUGGUAUCAGAAAUUCUCAACGUCGUUGGGUUCCUCAUCCAGUAACAAAACGAGUUCCUCAACACUCUUCUAGUGGUAUAUAUGAGAAUCCAUCUCAUGAUAUGCUUUUAAUAGCAGAUCGUAAUGGUCGUAGGAUAUCUACAUAUGCCUCUCCGUAUUUAAAUACAAAAGAAGCUAACGCAGGUCCUUCUCCUUUUCUUGGAUAUUUUACUUCUAAAUUACCAGAUCAACCAGAGUUUAUCUUAACAACAAUGGUGGAACAUCAAGCUUCUAUUCCUUUUUGUUAUGAACUUAGAGAAGAUGGUACAUUUCGUUACGUUGCCCUUUGUACAGCCGCAUAUAUUUGGACAAGUGUACUUGUUCUUGUUCUCAUUUUCUUUCUUCUGAUUUUCCUUAUUCAUAAAAUGAAAGAAUGCCAUAAACGUUGUUCACAUCCCAAGAAACAUAAACCUAGUGUGUCUGAUAUUCCCUCAGAGGAGGUUCCACUGGUCACCGAACAUCUUGGGGGAAAGUACGGUACAAGUAACUAA
This is a messenger RNA of Trypanosoma theileri, 1554 nucleotides long. Its product is annotated as putative mucin-associated surface protein (MASP). Gene Ontology annotation, molecular function: protein binding. The coding region runs from base 1 to 1554 and encodes 517 amino acids. Lineage: Eukaryota; Euglenozoa; Kinetoplastea; Trypanosomatida; Trypanosomatidae. The transcript has a single exon. The record is from RefSeq and is a predicted model, not a curated record.